ACCUUUGGCUAGUGCAUUAAAUGGCUAUUGUCUUUCUUCUUUCCUGGCAAGUGGCAACAAUAAAAAUAGUGAGACGGGGUUGCAUGGAAUAGCCUGUUGAUAUUAGAAUGAAAUUGGUAGUGGUCCUCACUCUCCCCAACCUGUCUCUAACUGUACUUAAUUACAUGGGCUAGCUCUUCUUGCUGUAUAUAUAGCUCGAAUUCUUUAUUAUUAUAUAUCGUAAUUGGAGAUCAAUCCUAAGUAUCUUCCAUAUAUAACCACACACUUCCCUGAUUUUCCUCACUACUGUUGAGUUUCAAAGAUUUCAACUUGCAACUGAUAACCAUGAGUUCUUGCUAUAUUUGCUGCUUCCUUUUCUUGAUUAUGCUAAUCAUUACAGGUUGGAAUCUUGGAAUUCAAUCAGAGUUUUUGCCUUCUUCUUAUGAUGAAAAUGAUAACCAGUCAACUACACUAACAAAAAAUUUACUACAAGAGUCAAACCUAAGUUACAGAAAGCUUCUUGUUCAUGUAACAGGUACUUGCACAAACAGAGAUAUAAGCAUCUCACAGAGUAGAGAUUCUACUGCAGGGAUUCCACAGUACAUAGUUCAGAUUGUAAACACCUGUAUUUCAGGUUGUGCUCCUUCUGAUAUUCAUCUCCAUUGUGGUUGGUUUGCUUCUGCAAGAAUGAUAAACCCAACAACCUUCAAAAGGCUCUCCUUUGAUGAUUGCUUAGUAAAUGGAGGGAAACCUUUGAAGAAUAGUCAAAUUAUCAGAUUCACCUAUUCAAACUCCUUCAUGUAUACACUUGCAUUUAAAUCUGCCAAUUUCUGCUAAUAAGCCUGAAACAAGAUUCCGUUCGCCAUAUAUAUACUAGCUAACUGCAUUUGAAAUCUAGUUAUGAAACCCAAAUCCAAGAUUAUCGAUCCCAAUUAAUUAGAAGCUCAAAACUCGAAGCUAACAUCCAUGAAGACGAACAAGAAACAAUGUUUGAUGUCAAUGUCUCAGCUUUUAGAUUUUUCACAUUAGCAGACACUAGUAGAUAGACCCUCUAACCUAAACUCCAUCUCGUGAAACUUCAAGACCAGGUUCUGGGUUUUCAUCUUUCAUUAUUCCGGAAUCUUUUAUAUUUUGGAAAAAAAUUAAAGUAAAAAAAAAAAAGCUACUGCUUCUAUAGCUGCAUGGCAUGGAAGGUCUGAAACUUGGAGCUCUUUUGUGGCAGCGCGUGUGCUCUCUUUUGUUUUGCUUGUAAAACACAAAUAUAUCAUCUAAAUUGUUUUAGACCUGAGAAAGAGAUAGAUAGGGAAAGAAGAAUGAGGGAUCAGCUUGCUGCUGUUUAUCAAUAGACUUUUAGCUUUGCCUACUAAGGAUUGGAGCAAUCCAGAGAGAGAUAGAGAACAGUGCUCGUCAGAGAAGCAGUAGUUGAAGAAGAAAAUUACAAAAAGUCACAACAACAGAGGAAGGAGAAAAACUGCAAAAGCUAGCUGGAAGUAGUUCUUUUUUCUUUCUUUUUUUUUUUUCUGAAAAAAAAUCCUUCCUUUCUCUGAUUUCUCAGUUUGAAUUGACAAAGGAGGUUGCAUGUUAGCAGCAAGGCUCAGUGCUCGAAAAACAAAAUUUGAGAAGAAAGAGAAUGAGAAACCCCUUAUUAGGGAAAUUUUGUUAUUGAGACGUAGUGGACUUGAAGACUGUUUUGCAUGCAAAUGGAAGGUUUGAAAUUGGUUUGUCUGAGUGGCUUAAUUUGGGUAUGAAUGAACAAAUAAGAAGGCCAAAUUUAAUUUUGUAAUCUUGUUCAUAAAUAGUAGAGAGUGGAGGAGGUCAAGAGAUUACUUUUUGAGUUUUAGACUUUAUAGUUUAUAUGCCCUUUGUUUUGUUUUGUCA
Jatropha curcas is the source of this 1857-nucleotide messenger RNA. Its product is annotated as protein TAPETUM DETERMINANT 1. Gene Ontology annotation, biological process: cell fate determination. Lineage: Eukaryota; Viridiplantae; Streptophyta; Magnoliopsida; Malpighiales; Euphorbiaceae. The record is from RefSeq and is a predicted model, not a curated record.